AACUUGUUUAGCUUAUACGUAAAUCCGGCAUUUUGGACCGCGGAGUACUUCUGCAAUAAAGUGUUAGAAUACUCCCUAAAUGAGAUUAUUUCCCUCUUAAAGACAGCAAAUACAGUUUUUAAGUUCCUUCUGACAGGGCAAGGUUAUUGGUGGUGUGUGUGUGUGUGUGUGUUUAGUUUAUAAAAAAUAUCCCUCUCCACCCUUUGAGAUCUCACAGCCAGUGUGGUCACUGCCAAGGGCUCUGGCACAGCGUGUUCUCCCUAACAGAGAGCACGUGUUGCGGUUGGGGAUACAAGCCGCCCUGUUGUUGCUGGGCAGAUUUGGAUAACCCAAGCCAUAAUUGGUUAAAUUGGGUUGCUGGGGAGUUUUGAUUGUGGCCAAUUCGGAGGAGGGGUUAGAGUCUUUAAAUACAGGACGCCCAACGCUGGGCGCUGGGCGUCCUCUUGGCUCACCCUCGAGACUCUGCGACUGACUUUCUCUUCUCCUCUGACUUUGCUGUUUUCUGCUCUCUUGCUAACAUGGAAGCAACAUGCCUAGUUGUCCUGCUCAGGUUAUGCGUUAUAUUAGCCUUCCCUGUUUACUUGCUGUGGUAUCUGGGUAUCUGGGAAUCCCUUUGCAAGAAGUUAUUCCCCUACUGCAUGUCUGUGGCGUCCAGCUGUUAUAACAAGUGCAUGUCUGACAAGAAAAGGGAAAUGUUCAGCAACCUGAAGGACUUUGCCAGUCCCACCGGGGCCCUCACACUGUUGGAGAUUGGUGCGGGAACUGGCUCCAACUUUCAGUUCUACCCCGCGGGAUGCAAAAUCAUAUGCACUGAUCCGAACCCCAACUUCCAGAAGUUUUACAACAAGAGCCUGGCUGAAAAUCCACAUGUGCAGGUGGAACGCUGUUUGGUGGCUCCGGCUGAGGACCUGCACCAGGUACCAGCUGCAUCGGUGGAUGUGGUGGUUUCAACGCUGGUGCUAUGCUCUGUGAAGAGCCCAGAGCAAGUUAUGAAAGAAGUCCUACGGGUGCUGAGACCGGGUGGCGCUUACUACUUCCUAGAACACGUUGCAGGUGCUCCUUCCAGCUGGACUCUUUUCUGGCAGCAGAUCUGUGAUCCAACUUGGAUAUGUCUGUUUGACGGGUGCCACUUGGCCAGAGAAAACUGGAACGUCCUGGAAAAAGCUGGCUUCUCAGAGCUGAAGCUACGGCACAUAGAUGCCCCUAUAAAAUGGCCCCCUAUUAGGCCGCAUAUCAUAGGUUAUGCUGUAAAGUAGAUUGGAAAUAAAUUUCUGAACAAGA
This is a messenger RNA of Podarcis muralis (Common wall lizard), 1281 nucleotides long. Lineage: Eukaryota; Metazoa; Chordata; Lepidosauria; Squamata; Lacertidae. The record is from RefSeq and is a predicted model, not a curated record.